Protobothrops mucrosquamatus (brown spotted pit viper) is the source of this 2765-nucleotide messenger RNA. It is a transcript of the gene KANK3, whose product is annotated as KN motif and ankyrin repeat domains 3. Gene Ontology annotation, cellular component: cytoplasm; cytoskeleton. The coding region runs from base 1 to 2754 and encodes 917 amino acids. Gene Ontology annotation, biological process: negative regulation of actin filament polymerization. Gene Ontology annotation, molecular function: protein binding. The transcript is spliced from 11 exons. Lineage: Eukaryota; Metazoa; Chordata; Lepidosauria; Squamata; Viperidae. The record is from RefSeq and is a predicted model, not a curated record.
AUGCCUUACUCGGUGGAAACCCCCUACGGCUUCCUGCUGGAUCUAGACUUCCUCAAGUACGUGGACGACAUCGAGAGAGGCCAGACCCUCCGGAGGUUGCCCCUGCAUCGCAAAGCUAAGGGGUCCAAGCCAGCCCAGGGCUCCCCCCGCAGCCAGAUGGGGGGCUGGGCCUCCACCGAGUCUCUCUCGUCCACGACCAGUGAGGACGGGAGACCCGCCUUCUCCCCACGGCCCCAAACGGCUUCCUACGACACCAAGGACCUCGCAGGCAAAAAUGGCUCCUUUCCGACGUCUCCUGCUCCCACAGCCCAGCGUCUCCCCCCAGCUUCUCCCGAUUCAGUGGGGAGAGGGGGCAGCCGGGUGGAAACGACCUUGCUGGAGACCAGCAGGAGGCUGGAGGAGGCACAGCUGAGUUUAGAGAGCACGUGUCCCCCCAAUUCUGCUUCCUCUCUAUCCGGGGACAGCCAGGCUGAGCCCGUGAAGACAAGCCCCCCUAAUUCGGGAAGGACCACCCCGGUUCCGGCAGUGAGCCCCGCACACCUCCAUCACGUCCGGGAGCAGAUGGCCGCGGCCCUCAAACAGCUGAAGGAGCUGGAGGAGCAGGUGAAGGUGAUCCCUCUCCUGGAGGAGCAGAUCUGCCAGCUGAAGCAGGAGAAGGAGCAGCUGGUGGCCGGCUUGGGGGAGAAGGUGGAGGUUGAAGCUGGCCAGCCGGGGGUCUUCUGCUUCUCCCCAAGACAAGCCCUCAAAGAUGGGGCUGCCUGUCUGGACACAGGAGGGCCCCAGGGUAUCCAGGAGGUGCAAACUGAGAGCGAGGCGACCAAAGGAAGAUCAAGUAAGAUCGCAGAGCUGAAAAAACUGACCGAGCGACUGACCGGUCCAGAGAGGGCUGGGAAGAGCAGAGGAGGGGCCCGGCCGUCAAGAGCAGAGCAGCCCAGCCAGAGGUCCAUCGGAAUCGGGGAGGAGGUGGACAUGAGUGAACUCGUUUGCUACUACCAGAGUCAAAGACCGUGCCAGGAGGUGGCCGUUGGGUGCGAGACAGAGACCCGCGACGCAGAGGUGUGGGUGAUGGAGUCCUUCCUUGGGGUGUCGUCGGCCGCAGAGGAGGAGAUGCAGCUGGUGCAGCACAGGGUCCAGCACCAGCAGGCCGUGAUUGCCAUGCUGGAGGGACACCUGAAGGAGGCCACCGAGGAACUGGAAGAGCUGCGGGUGGAGGUCUGCUCCCGCAGGCCAGGCAACCUGGUCAGCCAAGCGACCUCGGUCUCUCCAGAGACGGCCGACGUUGGCGUGGAGGCCAUGCCACCCACCCGGUGCCAGGCUGUGGGCAGCCACGUCGAAACGGUGGAGGUCAGCGUCCAAAGCUUUCUGCAAGUGUCGCACGUAGGAGUCAGUUGCAACUUGCAAGGAGAAUCAAGUGCAGAAGCAAAGCCCACCCAGGACUCACAACAGACAACGUCACUGACCUCACUGGGGACGGAGCACACGGGCCAAAAAGGCCACCUCGAGUACACAGCAGCAACGCCGGGUUAUGGCAAGGCUGGGGAGGGCUCUAGAUCAGAAGACGCCAGGCCUCCCACAGGCAACAAGGAAGGGACGCUGGUCCAGCUGGCACUGCAGACCACAGAGGGAGAACCGGAUGCUGGCCCACCUUUGCCCCUGGGGAUGGGCAGCCAGGGCAGCCAGGAGCCAAAUGGGGCAGAGGGGGUCUCGGGGGCUGGUGCCCUGAAGUCAAUAAUGAAGCGGCUGGACAGCCCGGCCAAGGCAGAGCCGAGGGGCAGCGGGAAGAAGACCCUCCAGUUUGUGGGCCUCCUGAAUGGCGAGUAUGAGAGCACCUCUAGCGAGGAGGAGGAGGAGGAAGACCCGGAUGUCAGUGACAGCAGCGAGGAAGAGGAGGGGAGCCCGGUCACAGAGGCGGCCGCGCCCGGCCACCCACGGCUGGGCUCCGAUCCUGAAGAGGCUGCCGGACAGGGAGGAGCCACGCCCAAGGUCAAAGAGAGGUUUGAGCUGAGCCCGUGGAUGCGAGAGGCCUGCCUAGUGGUGCGGACCCAUCUGGGCCAGGGCCGAGGGGCCCCAAAGACCAAAGAGCUGCUGUCCAGCAGCAGCCUGGUCCUGCGGGAAUGGUUCCGGGUGUCCAGCCAGAAGACCUCCCGGGCCAGCAAGGUGGCCAAAUACCUGCAGGCCUUUGCCGAGCUCUCCCCGGCACUGCUGGCCCACAUCAUCAACCUCUCCGACGGCAACGGGAACAUGGCGCUCCAUUACAGCGUCUCCCACUCCAACUUCGACAUUGUCCGGCUCCUGCUCGACACAGGUGUCUGCAACAUCAAUCACCAGAAUAAAGCAGGCUACACGGCCCUCAUGUUGGCCGCGCUGGCCACCAUGGAGCGGCAGGACGACAUGGCCGUGGUCCGACGACUGUUCGACCUGGGCAACGUUAAUGCCAAGGCCAGCCAAGCCGGCCAGACGGCGUUGAUGCUGGCGGUCAGCCACGGAAGGCAGGAGAUGGUGGAGGCCCUGCUGGCGUGUGGGGCAGACGUCAACCUGCAGGACGAGGAGGGCUCCACCGCGCUCAUGUGCGCCUGCGAGCACGGCCGGGCAGAAACCGUGCAGCUGCUUCUGGCGCAGCCGGCCUGCGACGCCUCCAUCGCGGAUCACGACGGGAAUGACGCUGUGGCCAUCGCCUUGGAGGCCGGACACGACAACAUUGCGGCUCUGAUAUCCGCACACCUCACACAGUCCGCAGAUAGGACGGGACCGUGACAGUAUUCUUC